AUGGCUGGCAAUCGGACUCGACGUAUUGCCAAGGAAUUGGCCGAUAUCCACGCCGAUACCCAUUCGCAAAUCACGGCGGAGCCCGUUGGCGGCCAGGAUGAUGUGACACACCUAAGAGGAAUCUUUCCAGGGCCUCCAGAUACUCCCUAUGAAGGUGGUACUUACAAGGUUGAUAUCAAGAUUCCGACCGACUAUCCUUUCCGGCCUCCAGUUAUGAAGUUUGAAACCAAAGUCUGGCAUCCGAAUGUUAGCAGUCAAACAGGUGCUAUUUGCCUUGACACUCUCUCCAGUGCUUGGUCUCCGGUUCUCACAAUCAAAUCUGCCCUAAUUUCAUUGCAGUCCUUGUUGAGCACCCCCGAGCCCAAGGAUCCGCAAGAUGCAGAGGUUGCCAAUAUGAUGCUUCAAAGGCCGCAGGAAUUCCAGCGUGUGGCACGAGAAUGGGCCGUCAUUUAUGCAGGUGCACCCUCGGAUGAUUCUGGUCAAACAGGAACGGCAGAGGCGCCCUUUAUGAUUGAGGAUGAGUCUCUAGCCCAGUAUAAUGGUUAUGAUAGAGCACUAGUUGACAACUUCGGCGCAAUGGGAUUCCAAGUAACGGAUAUUGUGAGAAUAUUCGGAGAGCUUGGAAUUAGCCCUCGGAGUCACCAGCUAGAUGAAGGUCAAGUCGAUGAUGUUUGUGCACGCCUGCUUGCAGGGCUAUGA
Penicillium cataractarum is the source of this 699-nucleotide messenger RNA. Its product is annotated as E2 ubiquitin-conjugating protein UBC1. NCBI's taxonomy places the organism in Eukaryota, Fungi, Ascomycota, Eurotiomycetes, Eurotiales, Aspergillaceae. Gene Ontology annotation, molecular function: protein binding. The transcript is spliced from 3 exons. The record is from RefSeq and is a predicted model, not a curated record. Bases 1 to 699 code for a protein of 232 amino acids.